AUGGCAGGCAAACCACCGACGCUGAACGCGGACGGACGCAGGCUUCGGAUGAUCAUCGUCUCGGUGCCCAUCAUGGGUGCGACAGCGCUGGUGCUGUAUAAGAGAUUGGUGUUGGGUGCGCCGCAGAGGAAGUUGAACCCGGAUGAGAGGAUGGAUAUUACGAAGGGGGCGGUGGUGGUGCAGCAUCAUUCGACGAACGAGGAGGAGAGGACGUGA
Molecule: messenger RNA, 216 nt
Organism: Stereum hirsutum FP-91666 SS1
Lineage: Eukaryota; Fungi; Basidiomycota; Agaricomycetes; Russulales; Stereaceae
Exons: 2
Coding region: 1-216 (71 amino acids)
Source: RefSeq, a predicted model, not a curated record